GCGAAAUUAUCGGUGAUUUGUGUAUAUAAUGGAUAAGGAAAAUGGCGCGGAUGACAGGGAAAUUGGAUCUGCAAGCAAUACUGCGCAUUUUGAAGAUUCGGUGCCCCCCAUUUCGCUGCCACCCGUUAACGUUGAGAAACUGACUGCCCGCAAUUUGUUUCAAUUAUAUAUCAACACCUUUUUGGGUUCCUCUUUCGCCGAAAGCUGGGUGUAUCCCCUCGAUGUCACCAAGACUCGGAUGCAGCUGGAGCACGAGGAGGCGAAAAAAACGGGCGCCAAAGUAAAAAACAUGUUCACCACAAUGUAUGGGGUCGGACGUAACGAGGGCAUUAAGAGUCUGUAUAGUGGACUGUCGGCAAUGAUAAUACGCAAUCUGCUCUUCAACUCGCUCCGGGUGGUGUUCUACGAUAUAAUACGCCGACAACUAAUCUACCAUAAUGAGGAGGGAAAGGAGGUGCUGACGGUGGCGCAUGCUUUUUUUGGGGGAAGUGUUGCCGGCUGUAUGGCUCAGUUUUUGGCCAACCCCUUCGAUAUUGUCAAGGUGCGAAUGCAAAUGGAGGGGAGGCGACGACUGCAGGGUCUGCCCACACGUGUGCACAAUGUGGGGCAGGCCUUUAGGGACAUUUACAAGGAGGGUGGAAUCUCCAGUAUGUGGCGGGGCGUAUCGCCUAGUUGCCUACGCGCCUGCCUCAUGACCGCCGGCGAUGUUGGCUCCUAUGAUCUAAGCAAGCGAAAUUUUCGCAAAUACCUGCAAUUAGACGAUGGUCUAGUCCUGCAACUCCUUUCAUCCCUCAGUGCUGGACUGGUGGCCAGUAUCUUAAGUAACCCGGCUGACGUAAUCAAGUCACGUGUCAUGAAUCAGCCCGUGGAUGAGAAGGGCAGAGGGCUCAACUAUAAGAACUCGGCCGAUUGCUUCAUAAAACUCAUCAAGGAAGAGAAUGUGCUGGCUCUGUACAAGGGCCUUAUACCAUGCUGGUUACGCCUGGGUCCUUGGUCCGUAAUUUUUUGGCUAUCCCUGGAGAAACUGCGAGAAUGGGAGGGCCAAUCGGGCUUCUAAGCUUCAAUUGUCAACUUAAAAUUUCGUGUAUUCUAAAUCUUAGUAUAAGUAGUAGUAAUAACAACAACAAAUAUAUCGUGAAACUGUUUAAAUUUUAA
Messenger RNA from Scaptodrosophila lebanonensis, 1155 nucleotides. RefSeq names its product mitochondrial uncoupling protein 4C (gene Ucp4C). The transcript has a single exon. The coding region runs from base 29 to 1057 and encodes 342 amino acids. The record is from RefSeq and is a predicted model, not a curated record. Lineage: Eukaryota; Metazoa; Arthropoda; Insecta; Diptera; Drosophilidae. Gene Ontology annotation, biological process: response to cold.